AUCGAGAUUAUCGUCUGCUCACCUUUCAUGUCAAAUUGUGACGUCUGACGUGACUUGUGACUUGUGAGAGCGUUAGUUUCUUCGUACGAAUUCUUUCACUACCCAAAACUAUGCCUCCAGUUCUAGCCUACUGGGCAAUUCGUGGGUUGGCUCAACCAAUUCGCUUGCUGUUGAAAUAUACCCAAACCGAGUUUGAGGAUAAGCGUUAUGUCGUAGGUCCAGGAUUCGAUAAAUCAUGCUGGUUUGAUGUGAAAUAUUCUCUCGGAUUAGACUUCCCAAAUCUCCCCUAUUAUGUAGAUGGGGAUGUCAAGUUAACUCAAAGCAAUGCCAUCCUACGCUAUAUUGCUGGAAAACAUAACCUGAUUGGCACAAAUGAAAAGGAAAAAAUCCGUGUGGACCUUAUGGAGAAUGAAAUUGGUGAUUUCCGUGAUGGAUGGGUCAGACUGUGCUACAGUCCUAAUUUUGAUGAAUUGAAAGGUGACUACAUCAGUGGUCUCCCAUCAAAACUCUCUGAAUUUUCAAAGUAUCUAGGAGACAACAACUGGCUAGCUGGAGAAAAUAUUUCGUUUGUGGAUUUCAUUUUUUAUGAAAUGUUGGAUCAACACAUGAUAUUGGUACCCGACUGUUUGGAUUCCUUUUUGAAUCUUAAACUUUAUUGCGAGAGAUUCCGAUCUUUGGACUCUAUUAAAACUUAUAUUUCAAGCAACGAAUUUAUAACACGCCCAUUAAACAAUCCUCAUGCUGGAUUUAAGUAAUGUCGUUAAAUUAAUUUAAACAAAAAACAAUAUAGUAAGUUCUUUAUUGGUAUAUAUUUGGUGAAAAUCAUGGGGUUAUAUUAAUUUGUUAAAAUCAGUUUUUAAGCUUAACUGGAAAAUGGAAAUAUAAAUUACUAAAGUAAAA
Molecule: messenger RNA, 900 nt
Organism: Daphnia pulicaria
Lineage: Eukaryota; Metazoa; Arthropoda; Branchiopoda; Diplostraca; Daphniidae
Product: glutathione S-transferase Mu 3-like
Exons: 5
Coding region: 111-755 (214 amino acids)
Biological process (GO): glutathione metabolic process
Molecular function (GO): glutathione transferase activity
Source: RefSeq, a predicted model, not a curated record